This is a messenger RNA of Trifolium pratense (red clover), 672 nucleotides long. RefSeq names its product putative F-box protein At3g16210. Gene Ontology annotation, molecular function: protein binding. The coding region runs from base 1 to 672 and encodes 223 amino acids. The transcript has a single exon. The record is from RefSeq and is a predicted model, not a curated record. Lineage: Eukaryota; Viridiplantae; Streptophyta; Magnoliopsida; Fabales; Fabaceae.
AUGGAGAAAACUAUGGCAGUGGCUGGGACAAAUGAAGAGUUAAAGGUAAGCAACAAUCUUCAUAUUCAUGAUGAUCUUGCCUUUUCGAUUCUAUCAAAAUUACCUCUCAAAUCUUUGAAGCGUUUUGGAUGCGUACGUAAAUUAUGGUCCCUAUUAUUUGAAAAUCCUCAUUUCAUGAACAUGCUCCGCAACCAUUUCUUGUCUCAUAACCAUUCUGAUUAUGGUGAUACAUUCCUCAUCCUAUAUGAAGCUGAACUGCUUUUGCCAUAUAGAUAUGUUUACCAUAGCUCAAUCUAUUUGCUCCCCGAUGAAAUAUUUGAGAAUAUGGUCAAGUUAGAUUUGCCACCUCCGUUUCAAGAGGAUGACACUGGUCUUUGUAUUUUAAAUUCCGUUAGUAUUAAUGGUAUUCUCUGUAUAGGGCAAGAUAGGAUAAGAGGAAGGGUAAAAAGUUUCCGAGCUGUAUUAUGGAACCCGGCUACCACAGAAUUCAUGGCCAUUCCUCCCAGCCCCGAUGAGUCUGUACCACCUUAUCGGGACCCUAGUUUUAGAUUUCAUGGAUUUGGUUAUGACCGUGUUAGAGAUGACUAUAAACUUAUUCGGUAUAUAAACUUUUUCCAUGUAACCGACGAAGAGGAAGAUGUGCCAUACGAAGAUAGAUCUUAUGACCCUUAG